UAAACAGAAAGAAAGAGUUGAACACUUCCUCUAAAGGAACUGGAUUGUUCACUUUAAGACAGCAAAGCUGGGUGGGAAGCCCUCCCACUGCUGCUGCUGCCAGAUAACAGGAAACUGAAACUUCAGUGUGAGCGGGAGAAAUCAUGGCUCACAGGUCAGAGCUGUUCGACUGUGUUAUUUGUCUACAAACACUUGAAGAACCAGUCACCACCGCCUGUGGACACAGUUACUGUAUGAGAUGCAUUAAUUCUUUCUGGGACACAAAACAAGACAAUGAAGGAAAGUACAGCUGCCCUCAGUGCCGGACAACUUUCAGGAAAAGGCCUGCUCUUCAGAAGAACACACUUCUGGCCGGCCUGUUGGAAGAACACAAGAAGAAAACCAGCCCAAGUGCAGCCGCUGCUGAAGACGUCUCUGCUUCUUUACCAGACGAUGUGCAGUGUGACGCCUGCACUCAGAGGAAACAAAAAGCUGCGAUGUUCUGUCUCACGUGCCUGGCCUCGUACUGCGAGGAACAUCUGCAGCCUCAUCUUGACGUGGCGGCGCUGAAGAAGCACCAUCUGAUCCAGGCCUCCAACAGAAUCAAAGAGAGCAUCUGCUCGCGUCACAACAGACGCCUGGAGUUUUACUGUCGUUCUGACGAGCAGCUGCUGUGCCCGCUUUGUGUGGUGGACCACAGAGAUCACAACGUUGUAGAGGUGGCAGCAGAAGUGCACGUAAAACGGAAACAUCUGGAUUGGAUCAGGCAGCAAAUUGAACACAAAAUGGAGGUUUCAAAGAGUAAAAUGGCUCGGCUGACGGAUGCUGCAGACGCUAUAAGAGAUGCUGCCUGGGAGGCRUGCGAUGACUUUGAGCAACACUGCACAGAACAUACCUCUUUAUUCGGCCUCUAUCUGGAGAAGAAAUGCUCCGAGAUGAGAGAGAAAGUUGGAGAACUGGAGAAAACUGGAGUGGACUGGAUGAACGGUCACCUCGGGCCACUGCAGCGUGACGUGUUUGAACUGAAAAGAAUGAAGAAGGAACUCAGCCWGAUUUCUCACACAGAUGAUCCCAUUCAGUUUUUUCAGGAUUUCCAGGCCCUUCCUGGUGACCUUCUUGCGUUCACAAACACGCAAGAGCCACUCGAUACACUGACGGGGUUUGUGACCGCGCAGGUAGACGAACUGAAAAGGAUGUGUGACAAAGAAAAGGAUGAAUCAUUCAGGGAUUUUACAACUAUUACAAUGUCACAGAUUCUAAAAAGGCCUUGCGUGGAAAGCACAUCAAGAGAGGAUAUGUUAUUUCUUCGUAGGAACACCAAACUGGAGCUGGAUCCAGACACYGUCAACGCGUGUCUUUACGUGACAAGAACAAAGAAAGAGAUGUCAUGGGGAAUAACGGGCCAGGCUCAUCCUGAUCACCCCGACAGAUUCACCUACUACUACCAGGCUCUGUGCCGAACGGGCCUUCRGGGAAACCACUACUGGGAGGUGGAGUGGGACGGCGGCAUCGUCGAGGCGGCCGUGUCGUACAAGAMCAUACGAAGAAAGGGCUCGGGCAAAGACAGCUGCUUCGGCCACAAUAAGCUGUCCUGGAAGUUGAUCUGCUCUCCUUCCGGCUGCAGGUUUUGGCACAACAACCUACACAAAGACCACAUCCCAGCGGUUCACUCCCGCAUACUGGGCGUGCUACUGGAGUACGAUGAAGGGAAGCUGAGUUUCUACAGCAUUUCAAGCCCUGACCGCCGGCCCACGCUCCUGCACCAGAUCCAGACCAGCUUCACUGAGCCGGUCUACCCAGGCUUUUCUGUUGAUCUUGGUGCAACUCUGACAAUAUGUUAAAUUCACCUUCGUCGGUGCUCAUUUAGAACAUAUGGAAGUUAGACAAACACAAAUAAACURCAAGGAACUGGACAAUGAAAACAUUCCAGAGAAACAUUUAUUUGCACUAUAUUUUUAGGGCUAAUUUCUAUUUUUUUUUUCAUAACUGAAAUGAAGAAUCUAAAAGAAGUACGAGGUUUUGAUGCAUUUUUUUGUCCCUUGACUUGAAUCAUCAUGAAUGCAAUACAUAUUUUUGMGAUAUUAUUUCUAAAGUGUAAAACAUGGUGGAAUUACUCAGUAAAUUUGCUUCAUGUAAUCACGCUUUUCAAUUGAAAUAUUUCUUUUGUAUGCUUUUUGUCAAAACCUGCAUUACAGCAAUAAAAUGUUUACAUAUAAGAAAAUAAAAAGGCUUGAUAUAAAA
Messenger RNA from Austrofundulus limnaeus, 2220 nucleotides. Its product is annotated as tripartite motif-containing protein 47. The transcript is spliced from 6 exons. Gene Ontology annotation, molecular function: protein binding; zinc ion binding. The record is from RefSeq and is a predicted model, not a curated record. Bases 144 to 1820 code for a protein of 558 amino acids. NCBI's taxonomy places the organism in Eukaryota, Metazoa, Chordata, Actinopteri, Cyprinodontiformes, Rivulidae.